AAAAAAAACACUAAGUAGAAGCUUUAAAGCAAAGAUAGAAAAAUGGCGACGUCGGGAACAUACGUGACGGAGGUUCCGUUGAAAGGAGCGGCGGAAAAACACUACAGGAAGUGGAAGAGCGAGAACCAUAUCUUCCCUGACGCCAUCGGCCACCACAUCAAAAAUGUCACCGUUCACGAGGGAGAAUCAAACUCUCACGGAUCCAUCAGGAGUUGGAACUACACAUGGGAUGGAAAGGAAGAGGUAUUCAAGGAGAAAAGAGAGGUAGACGAUGAGAACUUAACAUUGGCUAUAAGAGGACUUGAGGGUCACGUGAUGGAGCAGCUCAAGUUAUUUGAAUACUGGAUCCCAACCCAAUAGCCAGGACCCAAAGACUCUGCUU
Molecule: messenger RNA, 382 nt
Organism: Raphanus sativus (radish)
Lineage: Eukaryota; Viridiplantae; Streptophyta; Magnoliopsida; Brassicales; Brassicaceae
Product: MLP-like protein 328
Exons: 2
Coding region: 43-360 (105 amino acids)
Biological process (GO): defense response
Source: RefSeq, a predicted model, not a curated record